This is a messenger RNA of Venturia canescens, 1819 nucleotides long. It is a transcript of the gene Ms, whose product is annotated as Myosuppressin. The record is from RefSeq and is a predicted model, not a curated record. Bases 317 to 613 code for a protein of 98 amino acids. NCBI's taxonomy places the organism in Eukaryota, Metazoa, Arthropoda, Insecta, Hymenoptera, Ichneumonidae. The transcript has 3 exons.
GUCUCUCAUCACUGUACCGCCAACCCCAGAGACUGGAACACGGUGAAAUUCUCCUUUGCGUCUACUCGCAACACCACUCGAUUCGUAGCCAAAUUACAAAAUUAUUUAUUGAACAAUAAUUUGUUCAGUUAACAAUCUCGCUUUCGUCUCCGUAUCUCUUCGGAAGCUUCCACGUUCUUCGGACUGCAACGCUGUUUUAAAUUACCUCGAAAUAUCUUCCACCAAAUACGUAAAACAGUUUCUUCUCGGCUAACACAUUCCCACGAGGAGUUAAGCAACUGUUGGGGGGCUCCAAGUCCACAGGAAAACAGCAGAAAUGAAUUUCAACGCAUCUUUCGUGACAAUUUUGUCAAUAAUCGUGAUUGCUACGAUGACCGAACGAGCCAUGGGAAUGCCCCCGGCUCAAUGCAACCCGGGACUCUUGGACGAAGUACCCCCCCGAAUCCGCAAGGUGUGCAUGGCUCUCUCGACCAUCUACGAGCUCGGUUCAGCAAUGGAAAAUUACAUCGACGACAAAGUUCCAGUGAUCCAGCAGAACAUGCCGCUCCCUGACAGCGGCGUCAAGCGCCAGGACGUCGACCACGUAUUUCUGCGUUUCGGAAGACGGCGUUAAAGACCCACUCUCGUUGCAGCUUCACGUCCCUCUUCUCGUGGUCACCUUUACCGCAAGACAUUAAUCCGUCACCUUAUACUUAAUAAAUCAAUAAAUAAAACUAUUUAAAGCGCCGAAAGAUGCAAAAAUCCAUCCUUUCUCUUUCCCUCUCGCGUAUUUAUACAUUUCGGCCGAACUAUUCGAAAUAUGAGAAAAUUAAAAUAGAGCUUAGAAUACACCUUCGUUACUCUCAACAUCAAACCCUGUUUUCGAAACAUUCUCUCCCCUCUGUCACUGAUUUUUCGAAUAAAAAAGAGCCCUUUUUCUCAUAGUUCGUCUGACUAUUGUGCUUUAGCGAGGAGCUCGAAUUAUUUGCAUACGGAAACGUUCGCCUCGAGCGACGAGGAGAGAGUCGAUUUUAAAAUCUAUAUUCUCGUUAUUUUUCGCUCCAGUUUUCUUUCCAUUAUUACGAUCCUUAUCGAGCACCCAUUCAAGGAAAGUUGCAUCGGAUUUAUCCUCGCUAAGCACAGCUUUGUACGUGUCAAGCACAAAUGUAACUCGAUAAGAAUCGUGACGUGUUGAUCGUAAGAAAAUGAAGCUGACGCUUUCGUCCGCCUCGGUCAUAAGUGUCUUGUAUUUGUGAGGCGAGAAAAUAAUUUAGCGUUUAUUCUUCUCGUUUGAGCUGACGAGAAACGGAAGCUCGAAAAUUCUCAGUCGAAUUAAAGGAUCUCGACUACUCUCGUCUAAUUGUGCUGCACCCUUAAACUUUUAAGUCUUUAAUCGCAAAAUACUGUGAAACGUAGAGUUGUGAGUGUGCGAAUCGAGCUUGGCUGUACUGAAAUAAAAAAUGGGAGAAGUUGUAAAGAAAAUUGAGGAUUUGACGAGCUCGAGAAUCGACACGCAGCGUCCCUGCAUCGAGAAAUGCUCAAUGUUUACAGUUCCCUCGCCCCACCACCUUAAUCAAUUUUAUCCUCAUGUCCCUCUCUCCGAUACGAAAUGACACGAAAAUGGUAAUAACGACUAAAAACUACACGCGCCAAUGAAGGAAUCGAGUUUAUUAAAAUAAACAAUCUUACGCUGAAUCGUGAACGAAAAAUCUAUUUGUUUGAUGGACUCCGGUGACGAGCGCGCCACUGGGCUCAUGAAUAAUCUUCCUGUACAUGUGCGACUGCACGAUCGUAUCAAAUGAUUAUAUAUUUAUUGUAUAAUAUAUGUAUAUAAAAAUAA